AAACUUCCAGCCCAAACAUAAGGGCCAAAACUACAUUUUGUCAUCCCUACGUCGCAUCGAAAUCCCGGCCAUGCUGUCAGGAAUAAAAAAUACACUUCCGGUGACGUGGCUCCUCUGGAAAACGGGAAGCCGUGGCAGGAAUGUUAGCUGUGGCUAACAAGUAGUUAUCUGCAGCUGCGGAAUCAGCUGGAGAGUGGAACAGCAGCGCUAGCCUGCCUCACGGAGCUGGAUGGCAGGGACACACUGGUGCAAGAACUUCAGGAAUCACAACAGGGUAAAAUAUAUUCAUAUCGUUUUUCUAGGUCACGUUACCUAUGUACUUUUUCUUCUAAUUUGACUGCGUGAUUUUAGCAAUCCUAACUAGCUGACUUCAACUUCCAAGGCUUGAAAUGCUAGGUCUUGGUUAGCUAAGCGUGCUAGCUGAGUUUGUUUAUAGACAGCCCUUCAUGCGUCACGACCAGAACUUUCCAAGUAACAGUGCGAAUUAGAUUAUAGGCUACUGUAGGCUAUUGUUUUUUGGCAACCAGUUACUAUAAGUAAAAACAAAAGUCACCUAACUAGCUAAAUAAAUCCCUGCAAUGUAUAUCCAACAUAGUAGAUACAGCUGUUGCUACAGUGAGUGAGAUUUGUUACAUUGUAACUAACGUUAGAUGGGCUACAAAUUGUUACAAAUCAUUAAAAUGUUACAAUGUUUGGGCCUUUUCGGAACGUGUGCAACAUUAGCUUGUGCUAUGUCGUCUCAACUUUUACUGCGAGAGCUGUUUGGCAUCACACAACAGGAUAUCAUCAGCACCCUAUAUCUAUCGUUGAAGUAAACAUGCAUUUAACUUGUUCCUGCAAGCCAUGUUUGCGAAUUCUUCACAACACCUAACUUUUAUGUGUUGUUUUUCUCCCAUAUAUUUGAGAUUUUCCUCCGCCGUGAACAGCGCUCUAAUGGACACAUUCAAAAUGCGGCGCUGACGUGUAGAUGGGGUACCGCAGGCCAGGGGGCUCCGGAACAUUAUCAUACAUACAGCCAUAUGAAGUUAAUAUACUAAUAUUUUUCUGAAUUAAACGUGACCCAUAGGUAUUUUGUUUAGUUCAAGUCAAGAUGCUGUGCAAUAGGUCCCCUGAGACACGUUUUCUUAGACAUUAACAGACAUUUUCAAAUCAACCUACUACUGUGACCUGUACGCUCUUGUUGGCUGGUCCUCACUACAUAUUCGUCGCCAAACCCACUGGCUCCAGGCCAUCUAUAAAUCACUGCUAGGCAAAUCCCCGCCUUAUCUUAGCUCAUUGGUCACCAUAGCAACACCCACCCGUAGUCUGCGCUCCAGCGGGUAUAUCUCACUGGUCAUCCCCAAAGCCAACACCUCCUUUGGCCGCAAUUCCUUCCAGUUCUCUGCUGCCAAUGACUGGAACAAAUUGCAAAAAUCUCUGAAGCUGGAGACACUUAUCUCCCUCACUAACUUUAAGCAUCAGUUGUCAGAGCACCUUACCGAUCACUGCACCUGUACACAGCCCAUCUGAAAUUAGCCCGCCCAACUACCUCAUCCCUAUAUUGUUAUUUAUUUUGCUCAUUUGUACCCCAGUACCUCUAUUUGCACAGCAUCUCUUGCACAUCUAUCAUUCCAGUGUCAAUACUAAUUGUAAUUAUUUUGCACUAUAGCCUAUUUUAUUGCCUUACCUCCAUAACUUGCUAAAUUUGCACACACUGUAUAUAUAUGUAUUUCUGUAGUAUUUUUUUUAUUUAUUUUUUAUUAUUAUUAUUAUUAUUUUAUUUUUUUUACUUUGUUUUGUUUUACCCCAUAUGUAACUCUGUAUUGUUGUUUUUAUCGCACUGCUUUGCUUUAUCUUGGCCAGGUCGCAGUUGUAAAUGAGAACUUGUUCUCAACUGGUUUACCUGGUUAAAUAAAGGUGAAAAAAAAAAAAAAAAAAAAACCUAAGCGGGUGCUCAUGGAGCACCUUUUCCAUCUGUUUUGGUGAAAGGUCUACCCUAAAAAGGGAUUUAUUUGGUCCUGUCCAUUUUUUUAUCUGUCGUCACACUAUCUCAACCUUAGCCUUAGCCUACACUACCGGUCAAACGUUUAAGAACACCUGCUCUACAUUGUAACUACAUCAUAUAUACAGAAGAUAGCCCUAUUUGGUAAAAGACCAAGUCCAUAUUAUGGCAAGAACAUCUCAAAUAAGCAAAGAGAAAUGACAGUCCAUCAUUACUUUAAGACAUGAAGGUCUGUCAAUAUGAAACAUUUCAAGAACUUUGAAAGUAUCUUCAAUUGCAGUCGCAAAAACCAUCAAGCGCUAUGAUGAAACUGGCUCUCAUUAGGACCGCCACAGGAAUGGAAGACCCAGAGUUACCUCUGCUGCAGAGGAUGAGUUCAUUAGAGUUACCAGCCUCAGAAAUUGCAGCCCAAAUAAAUGCUUCACAGAGUUCAAGUCACAGACACAUCUCAACAUCAACUGUUCAGAGGGGACUGUGUGAAUCAGGCCUUCAUGGUCUAAUUGCUGCAAAGAAACCACUACUAAAGGACACCAACAAUAAGAAGAGACUUGCUUGGGCCAAGAAACACGAGCAAUGGACAUUAGACUGGUGGAAAUGUGUCCUUUGGUCUGAGUCCAAAUUGGAGAUUUUUGGUUCCAACCAGUGUGUCUUUGUGAGACGCGGUGUAGGUGAACGGAUGAUCUCCGCAUGUGUAUUUCUCACCAUAAAGCAUGGAGGAGGAGGUGUUAUGGUGUGGGGGUGCUUUGCUGGUGACACUGUCUGUGAUUUAUUUAGAAUUCAAGGCACACUUAACCAGCGUGGCUACCCCAGCAUUCUGCAGCGAUACGCCAUCCCAUCUGGUUUGGGCUUAGUGGGACUAUCAUUUGUUUUUCAACAGGACAAUUACCCAACACACCUCCAGGCUGUGUAAGGGCUAUUUUACCAAGAAGGAGAGUGAUGGAGUGCUGCAUCAGAUGACCUGGCCUCCACAAUCCCCUGACCUCAACCAUAUUGAGAUGGUUUAGGAUGAGUCGGACGGCAGAGUGAUUUGAAAAGCAGCCAACAAGUGCUCAGCAUAUGUGGGAACUCCUUCAAGCAUUCCAGGUGAAGCAGGUUGAGAGAAUGCCAAGAGUGUGCAAAGCUGUCAUCAAGGUGGCUAUUUGAAGAAACUCAAAUAUAAAAAUUUGUUUAACACUUUGUUGGUUACUACAUGUUUCCAUAUGUGUUAUUUCAUAGUUUUGAUGUCUUCACUAUUAUUCUACAAUGUAGAAAAUAGUAAAAAUAAAGAAAGACACUUGCAUGAGUAGGUGUUCUAAAACUUUUGACCGGUAGUGUACAUUUUCUACACAAACUGCUUGGCAGUGAAUGUGUAUACAAUUUGUUUGAGAAAGCAUCUGUUGAGUUUAUAAUGCAUGUAGGCCUAUCUACAUUCUGUGAUGGCAUCUCCAUCUUGCAACAUUGUCCUUGUUGGUUGCAGGUGUUCUCUGGAACGUGGGACGGAUGAAAGCAGGAGGUGGUAGGCCCAGCUGGGCGUUUACUGCACUGUUCACUGGUGCUGCCCUGCUGGUCGUCUCCUCCAGAGGGUCGUCCAGUGGUAAGAAGAUGUCCCAGGCAGCCAUGGCUCAUGCCACAGCCACAGCCGCUGGUUCUGGGCAUCCAGAUGAGCUCCUAGGCUUCCAGGCCUUAGCCGACUUCUUUGCAAGCGAACGUGCCGAUGUCUGGCUCUGCUCUCUGGUUGGGUCUGUUGCUGUAGGCCUCAGUGGAAUUUUCCCCCUCCUUGUUAUUCCUAUUGAGGCCGGAGCGGCCCUCAAGACAGAGGGUAAGUUGUGACCUAAACUGAUAUGAAAGCCUGGCUGUUAGUCAGACUAAUAUAGGCCUACUCUUUCCUCUGAAAAUGAGCCACACUGGAUAGGCCUCGAUCACCAUACACCCAGAAUUAGACACCCUGAGGUAGCCUACAGUGACUGACUUACCAUUAGGCAAAAGAGGCAAAUGCCUCACAUCAUGAAGGGGCCCUCGUGAGCUGGGCAUAAUUUAAAAUAAUUUUUAAUAAAUGUACCGCCUCCCAUGUUCUGCUCUGUUUUUUCUAAAGAUCCAUUUAAAUAUAAAGCAAUAGUACCUCUAUUUUCCUCUGGAGAGGAAACUGCUGCUAAUGGGAUGAACCAUGUGGCUCUGAACUCUGCCUGACCACACCCUUUUAAACCAAGCCUUCAAGUAGAGUAGGUAGAGGCCACAUUCACUACCUCCAAAGCUGCGUUGCUGAUUUUCUUUGCCUUGAGUAUUUAACCAUGUGAGAUACCGGUACUAUUUAUGUGCACAUAGUGUUACAAACUGUUAAAUUGGGGUCAAAUGUCAAUAUUCCUUUGCACCAUUGGGAUUAUGCUUUUGGCUCACCCAAAUUAUGCAGUGUUUGUUUUAGGACAAGUCUUUUCUAAAUCAGUGUUUUUUGUUACCAGAGAAAGUAAUUAUAAAGGGAUCACUGAAAUAAGCCUAGUUGGAUAAUGGAUAAAUGUGUCAAUGGGAAUGGUGCUGAAUUUGGUGUGUCCUCAUUACCAUACUGUAUUCUUCAGACUCUCAAACACGAGAAACCAGGCCACUAAGUAUUGCAUUUCAACACCUCUCAGAAAACACAAUUAACAAUGAAGAGCACUGGCUUUUGUCUGUCCUGGUCCUUUGUGCUUAUUAGUCUUGGUAAGGAGAGACAAGUCAGAUCACUAAUGCCAUGUUGUAAUAUCAUAGCAAUGGCAAUUGCUGUCUCUGAAGCUGUGCAUUCAGAAGUUAGAAAAAAUCUAUCCAAUUAAAUCGAGAAAUUACCCAGUAGGCCUAUUUCUUUAAUUCAGUCAUAGUCAUACUUAAUGAAAAUGUUUAAAUAGAAAUAAAACAUGUAAUGGCUCUUAAUUUGAAAGCUAGCAAUAUAAAAUCACUUAUUCCGCAGGUUUAUUUUAAAUGAAGCCUGUAAAUGUUUUGGCUCAAACAGAGAACAACCAGCGCUUUUGUAUAUCAUGGAUGAUACAGCCUAGCUCGACUACACUUUUCAUAAUUGCCGCCUCUUUCUCUCUUGUUACUCUCUGUGUCUCCAGCUGGGUGUCGGAAGCUUAAGCAGCUCCUGAGCUUUGCCAUUGGUGGUCUCCUGGGUGAUGUGUUCCUCCACUUGCUCCCGGAGGCUUGGGCACAUUCCCACUCCUGCAGCCCAGGUGGGUCAACCUUCUCUCUCAGGCACCCUCCUGUUCUUUCUGUCCCCUUCUUUACCCCUAAUGGUGACAUCCCCAUUCAAACUGCCUGUGCUUAUUUCUCCCCACCAGUAGAACUCUUCUGACCCUUCACACAGAGGAGUGGAAUGCCUGGGUGUCCAUAGACUUGCAUAUCACUGCUCUGACAUGUCAGCAAUAUUGUGAAGAUAGUCUGUUUCCGAAAACAGUUGAUUUCUACACCUUUCAAACUGACAGAGUCAGAGAAUGACUGCUAACGUUCCCAGGGUACCACAUUUCAUUUUCGAAUAAGUGAACAUUGGAAGUGCCGAUAUUCUGUUCAGUUUUAAAGAUUUGUCAACUAUAGCAUUUUACAAUGACUCUUCAAAGCAGUUUUAGUGCAAAAAUAUAUACACUGAACAAAAAUAUAAAUGCAACACUUUCAAAGAUUUUACUGAGUUAUAGUUCAUAUAAGGAAAUCAGUCAAUUGAAAUAAAUUCAUUAGGCCCUAAUCUAUGGAUUUCACAUGACUGGGAAUACAGAUAUGCAGUUAUUGGUCACAGAUAACUUAAAGGGAAUUAGUCAGAAAACCAGUUGCUGGAUAUUGGCGGGAACUGAAACCCGCUGUCGAUCCAGAGCAUCCCAAACAUGCUCAAAGGGUGACGUCUGGUGAGUAUGCAGGCCAUGGAAGAACUGGUAUAUUUUCAGCGUCCAGGAAUUGUUUGCAGAUCCUUGCAACAUGGUGCCGUGCAUUAUCAUGCUGAAACAUGAGCUGAUGGCGGCGGAUGAAUGGCAUGACAAUGGGCCUCAGGAUCUCGUCACGGUAUCUCUAUGUACUCAAAUUGCUAUCAAUAAAAUGCAAUUGUGUUCGUUGUCUGUAGCUUAUGCCUGCCCAUACCAUAACCCCACCUCCACCAUGGUGCACUGAAGGUGAGCAUUUGCUCAUUGAAGUCAGUUACGACACCGAACUGCAGUCGGGUCAAGACCUUUGUGAGGACGACAAACACGCAGAUGAGCUUCCCUGAGAUGGUUUAUGACAGUUUGUGCAGAAAUUCUACGGUUGUGUAAAACCACAGUUUUGUCCGGUGGAUUCACCUGCGGUCUCAGACGAUUCCACAGGUGAAGAAGCUGGAUGUGGAGGUCCUGGGCUGGCGUGGUUACACGUUGUCUGCGAUUGUGAGGUCGGUUGGACAUACUGCCAUAUUCUCUAAAACGACGUUGGAGGUGGCUUAUGGUAGAGAAAUGAACAUUCAAUUUUCUGGCAACAGCUCUGGUGGACAUUCCUGCAGUCAGCAUGCCAAUUGCAGGCUCCCUCAACUUAAAGACAUCUGUGGCAUUGUGUUGUGACAAAACUGCUGAUUUUAGUGGCCUUUUAUUGUCCCCAGCACAAGGUGCACCUGUGUAAUGAUCAUGCUGUUUAAUCAGCUUCUUGAUAUGCCACACCUAUCAGGUGGAUGGAUUAUAGUGGCAAAGGAGAAAUGCUCACUAACAAAUGUGUGCACAACAUUUGAGAGAAAUAAGCUUUUUGUGCGUAUGGAACAUUUCUGUGAUCCUUUUAUUUCAGCUCAUGAAACAUGUGACCAACACUUUACCAUUUGUUUUAUAUUUUUGUUCAGUGUGUUUUUUUUGUAGACUCAUUUAGGAUCACCAGGGGCGCAUUCAGCAGGACGCAACAUUUUGGAACGUUCACAUGGCAUAUAUUUCUAUCCAAACUCCAAUCCCCCCAACAGGAUUAAAAAAAAAAAGUGUAGCCCACGACAAGCACACCUGAAUCAACUUGUUAACAAAUCCUCAAGCCCUCGAUGAGAUGAAUAAGUUGUGCUUGUCCGGGGCUACAUCAAAAAUGUGUACUGUUGGGGGGACUGGUGUUGGGAAACAUGUCAGCUCUAUUCAUGGCAUUUCUAUCUGCAACGUUCAACAACGUCUGGCAACUGGACAUGGCCCAGGAUUAAGUUUCCCUAACCUAAGGUCCUCUGGUUGUCAUGUAGAAAUACACUUUAAAAUGCUUUGCUGACUUGUGUGAAGUCCUCUGUGGUGAUGAUGAGCAACCCUAAGCCAUGCCUGCAUUCCACUGAUCCAUGUGAAAGUGGGUCACCAUGCAAUCCUAGAGAAGGUUUUCCAAUUAGUUUGUCAGCCUAUCUCACUGUAUGUCUCUUCCAUCCUCCCUGUGUUCAGACGAGAGCCAUCACCACUACAGGACCCAGGGCCUGUGGGUUAUCAUGGGCAUGCUGUCCUUCCUUCUCCUGGAGAAGAUGUUUCCAGAUGAGAACAGCCAGGAGGACUCCAUUGGUAACAGCCAGCAUGUCCCUGUGAGUAGUUCAUGCUGUUUUAUUUUCCAUGUUGUCUACAUGAAAUGAAGUGCAACAGAGAGUCGUGUCAAGGCACCGCAUACAACUAUUUAAUAGGCAAAAAUGAUUUAAAGAAAUAGUGGGCAUGUCUUUCCAAAGAAGGUGAAUGUCAGGCAUGUAAUUACACACCCUCAUCCCACAUGCUGGAGCCCUCACAUUUUUGUUUAGAAGGCUUGUCCAGUGCACCAGUGCUCUUUAAUCCCUUCACUGGUACCACAGUGGCACUGCUCUUCCAUGUGGUGGGGCUGCUAGUGAAUCAGUUGGCUCUGUCAAGGGCUUUCUGUUUGAUCUGAGCUGAUCUUCAGUGGAUAACUGAUCUAAACUAAAACAAGGCACGUUAGAUCAUCUUGAUUGAUAGUGUUGUGGCUGAAGAAACCACAAUCAGUGUUUAUUACACUCUUAAGUGAUGAAUCAUUAGCAUUUUAACUUCAACAAUCAACUUCUGAAUUUAGGCCACCUUAAGGUAAUGAUUAAACAGUGUUGUAAUGACACAUUCUGGCCUGAAUGGGAAUCUCCCAGAAUGGUCUUAUUUAGAACUUCAUAAGUGGAGUUUGAGUCCAAAUUGAAAAGAAGAAGUCUGAGUCAGACAAAUGUCAUAAGCUGGUUUCCAUCCAAUUUGCGACAGAUUUGAAUGCGAAUAUUAUAAAAUAUGCAUGUAAAAUAAAAUAUGCAUAUUUUCCCACUAGAGGUUUGAUUCCAUCAAACUGACGUGUUGCGGAUAAAAGGCUGUGUGAUGUAGUGCACAUAACCACUUUUGCGCUAAAGUUUUCAUGUUCUGACUAAAAUACAGAAGUUCAAUGUAUUUCCAUUGCAUUUUCCACUCUAUCAACGGUUUUUCACACAAACUGUUGCGAUAAAUGGCAAACGUGCCCAAUCUAGUUUUGCCGCAUUCUCUCUAGACAACAGUUUGCAGUUAAAGUGGACAGGUUAGGUUAUAUGAUGAGAUGGAUAAGAGUAAGAUGAUCUUUUGGCAGCUAAGCACAAAUCAUCAUGUCACUAGCAUAUAAAAUACUCAAUAUUUAUUGGAAAGGAGCAUUAAGAUCGUAACUGUGCACCACCCUGUGAAGUUCAUCAUAACUUCUUUAAUCUGAAGCCUAAUAAACUGCAUGCUUUUAAUAAACCACACAACAUAGCAUUGCGUGACUAAAUUCUAUCAACAAUUGCGCAAGAGUUUCCACCGCAAUUUGUUGCAUAAUUCAUUUUACCGACACAAAGAUCCCACCAUGUCGAACAAGCAAAUUUUCUGUCGACAAUAAUGAAAUUGUACCGACACUUCUUGUUUCCAUCCCAGCUGUCAUGAUUUUUUACAUGGUAUAACUUUACUUGCAUAAAAACUGGAUGGAAUCGUGGUUGCUAAUGCAACCUUAUCGCUCCCCUACCCCCACAAUCUCAUGGAGGGACCCAUUGUGCCAUAGCCCGGAGUGUCUAUCUGCUAGACAUGCUUGGGAUCAAAGCUGUAUUCUCUCUCCCCUCCAUUUCUCUAAUACCAGUGAGACCCUUUUUCAUAUGAGAUUUGGAGUGGGUAUUAGUGCGGAGUAUUAGCUUCAGGAUUCUUUUGAUGUUUUGGCAUAUAGGAGUAUGGCGUGGUUUUGGGUGGUGCAUUUUCCCUGUCUGACAGUGGUUUGAGAUGUUCUCUGCUCUGUAGAAAUGGGAGAGCUUCUUGUAGAGUAUGUAAAACAGAGGUACACAACUGCAGUCUUUGAAGGCCUUAAUACCUGUAGGCUUCCUUUUUGAUCAAUUUAAUUCACUGAUAUAGUCAAUUCUAAAUUGCUUUCGAAAAGGUACGGAUGAAAACCAGCACUUUAAAUCAUACUUCGUUUGUGAUCCCAUAUGCUAACAUUGUUAUUCAAGAGAUAAUCCUUAAUUUAAUUUCAGGUAGUUCUCAGUUUCUUAUCCUUGUGCCCCAUUCAUCUCGCAAAAGGUGUGUGUGUGUGUGUGUGUGCACCACUUUCCUCCUUUUGCUCAGGAGAAGGAAGAUUGGCGUCCAUGUCUGGGCUCAUUCAUUGUAGCUAUUUAUAGAGAUGGGGAGGAAGCAGCUGCUACAUCUACUUCAGAGAGGCCUGAGAAGAGUGUUCAGGGGUGGAUAGUGAGACUCUGGGUAGAUCAGUGCUCAUUCCACAAAUGGAGUCUUAUCAAGCAUGUUUAGAUGUCAGUAUCAAGACGCUGUUAAUAUUCAAGUCAGAGACAUAGAUCAUAGGUCACGAUCUCACCUGGCGUCAUACUCUCCAAUUAAUUACCCAGACCACUCACACUUUAGGGGACAUAUUGAUAUUUCAGAAGAUAUGUACAAUUUGACUUCUUCCUUGUGCUGCGGUUACAAAAAUAGAGAACAUUUCCCAGCCACAUUUAGAAUACAGCAGGCUAUUUCCCCUCAUUUAAUUUGACUUAAAUGAUGACGUACUGUAAAUGGCUCUAAACGAGGAAGGAACAGGGAAGUCAGCCCUGCUCUGGAAAAGAGAAGGGCCUGGGGUAGAAUGAGUUUUUUUGUUCAAAGCACGCAAAGGCAGUGGAAGAUGCGAUGACUGACAGGAAUUGUAGGAAUUACUGUGCAGUCAGUGGUUGGAAAAGAUGGGUGAGGAGAGAGGCUAUGGGUAGUAAGGACCUGGUAACAUAGAAGAAACACAGCACUGUAGGUUGUGGUUCAAUGUAAUGUAUAUGUGUACUAUGUAACCCUUUGCAUGCUAUGGAAUUUCCUGCUGAUUGGGCUAAUACCUGUUUUCUUUGUCACCCAUUCUUCUCAGACCUCCCAUAGCUCAGACUCCAGUAGUGAGGCGUUGUCCCACAUCAAUGGGCACCAUUCUGAUACGUGGAGCUCGUCCUCCAAGCCAAAGAGCAGCUUGCAGCAAGUGCCAAAGAAAAUAAAGGUAAGUUGGAUCAAAUGGGUAAGGUUUGUCUGACAGGAUAUUGUUCAUUUUAACAAGACCAUAUGUAAAUGACAAAAGGGAGAACAAUCUGGAAGUCUACAUCGCUUAAGAGACACCAAACUGAAAUCCCCAGAGAGCGACCAAACUGAAAUCCUCUGUACUAAGUAACCCCUUUAGUUUUAUGUAUAUGACUUCAAUGUGAGUCAGCUGUGGGAUCCUUUUGAAUGUUAACCUGUACAGACUUUGUUCUAUGUGUUCUCUAUCUGGCAGACGAUUGGGUACCUGAACCUGCUGGCCAACUGCAUUGACAACUUCACCCAUGGCCUGGCUGUGGCAGGGAGCUUCCUGGUCAGCAGGAAAGUGAGUUACUCUGAAGCACAAAUCUCUGCAAUGAACAGUCUGUCCAGGUGCUCUAUACUAAAUAGCGGCCAUGUGUGGGUUUUUAAUACAUGUGAAUGAAACCUAAUAGCAGUGACUAAUUUCAAUACAAACGUUUCAACAAAAUGCAACUUGGUUAGAAACAAUGCAUACAAUGCUUAAACUUAGAGCCGACAUAGUACAGACUACAGUAUGUUAUGAAAGGUGGUUGUUUUGGAAUUUGAGAGGCUCAUGCCCUUCUCGUGACCAUGAUUGGCAGAGGACCCAAACCCCUUGGCAGACUCGUAGAUGGCUGUAUCAGCUCUCACUUAGCCAUAACAUUCACUAUUCUCAUAGCCGUAACGUGCACUUCUCAGCUCUCCACUAUGGGCAUGAUACUGCACCCCUGCUUAAGAGACUAGUUUCAACAACACAAUUCUAUGAUUUAAAUACUAAGUACAGUAUUGUCAUUAUUACACAACAUUGAGUCAGGACAUUGAAUUCUACUGUGCUAUUUUCUGAUGGAGAAUUAGCAUUACUUUACCCACGGUUGUAGGGGAGAAAGUCCAGCUGGAUAGGCAUAAGGCUAACAGCAUGAGCCAAUGGGAGAGUUUGCCAGAGAGGAAGUAAACUAGCUAGAUGUCUCUACAUCGCUCACACACUGGCAUCACACUUAUUUUGGUUUCCAUCUGCACUCGUAUGCAGGCAUGAUGGUGUUUGUCAAAGUAGAAGCCUAGUUGGAUGCGUGAAACAAACAUUUAUGUAUACACACUAAUGUAGUACAGGAGAUGAGUUAUCGGAGUUUGAGUAGUAUAGGAUUGGAAACGCAACUUGUACAGUAUAUAUUUUGCAGAGCCUGAUCAGAGACAUGUUAUAUGUAUUUCCUGACAGGUUGGGUGUCUCACAACCUUUGCUAUCCUGCUCCAUGAAAUCCCCCAUGAGGUAAGUUCAAACUCGCUAUUUUUAGGGGGAUGUGACCUAUUUAUGAAAAAAAAAUGUUUGUAACAUACUUCAUGCCAUUGAAAGCUAAUUAUGACUUUGGUUUUUGGUCAUGAGUUGAUUCAGUUCUAGUUGAUAUCCCCAUCUUUUUUUGCUUACAUAAAUGGAAUCUGUGACACAUUGCUGACAUGGGAAUCUGUGACACAUUGCUGACAUGGGAAUCUGUGACACAUUGCUGACAUGUGAAUCUGUGACACAUUGCUUACAUUAAUGUGGUCUGUAACACACAGCUUUUAUGAUUUUUGCUCAUCUCUAGGUGGGCGACUUUGCCAUCCUGCUGCGUGCAGGGUUUGACCGCUGGAGUGCCGCCCGCAUGCAGCUGUCCACAGCCCUGGGAGGGGUGCUGGGGGCCUGUUUCGCCCUGUGUGCCCAUUCUCCCAGAGGGACAGGUGAGCCGCCUAUCAUCCUCCAUAUACAAAACAGCAGCAGAGCACUGAAACUACAGCGCCACACCAGGUGCUUGACUUGGACUGAAAUAAGGGCCAGUACUUAUUUUGGGUGCCGGUACUGUUUUAUAUUUAGGUGCAAGAGCGCCACAAUACAUUUGAGCUAAUAUUCUGUAAGAGGUGCAGGAGCUAAAGCGGUAGACCAUUUUAGGUGCCGGUACUCCGCUCCGGUGAGCUCCUGCCCAUGUCGAGCACUGUCCACACCCUUGGCAUAGGCUAUCAGGGGACCAUAUAGCCUUCCGUGCUUUGGCCUCCAAGCAGCAUGAAAAGCUUUGUUUAAUUAUUAAGGCAAACCAAAUGUCUCAUUCGUUUCACUUCAUCCUGUGUAGAAAAUGUAACAUCGUGGAUCUUACCAUUCUCCUCGGGAGGCUUCCUGUACAUAGCCCUGGUCAACGUGGUGCCUGACCUCCUGGAGGAGACCAGCCUUGGGUAUGUACACUGGUCAAUCUGGACAGCCACUGACCACCAUGCAAAUACUCACUAUAAACUAAGAGUAAAUAUGCAGAGGGGAAAAACUGUUAACGCUAAAAUGAAAAUGAAUGGGCAGACACUGAAUCAAGUAUUUUUAUGUAUUUUUUCUCUGUUUUUCCAGACACUCCCUGUUGCAGAUCCUGCUUCUGUGCUGUGGCAUUGGUGUCAUGGCCGUCUUGUCUGCCAUAGUGGAUUGAACUCAAAGGACAAGCCUGCUUUUACCAAAAUAUCAUUCAAAACCAUCACAGCAACCUCUACUGGACUGGGAAACAAUCCCCUUUCUAUAAAGUUUUAAGUCCUCAGAUUGCACUCAAUCGCCCUUUUUUUUUAUUAUAUGGAACUAUUUUUAAUACUCCACCUAGUGCCAAAAGAUCCUAUCAUCAGCAUCAGCAUCGCCAUCAUCAACAUGGAAGCGAUCCGACAAUCAGAACGGCACCUUGAAUCAUGGUACCUGCUUUUUCUAUCAGGACUGUAGACUGUGUUCACCUUGUCUGCUGACCUCUCAGACUACUGUCUGUGUGGACACUAAUGUGCCAAACCCAGAGACAGACAUUUUGAAACGGCAAGAGAGCUAAAUAAAUCUUAUUGAAGCUUUCAUGGACGUAACUGGACUAUAUGAGCGCAUCAGACCAUAAUGGGCAGACAAUCAGUCUCAUCUGUUUUAUUGUACAUAUGCAUAAACUCACAACCAGGUAUUAUCAGACACAUAUGAGCAGCUAAUGCAUACUGUAUAAACUUAAUCUCACAUGGCUUUACUACCUACCAUACUAAAAUGCAUACACAUUUCCUUACAUUCUUCAAGCUGUAUGCUCAUGUGCUGCUUUCUAUUGGUUUCUCCUCUUUCAAGCUAUUUUAUAUUUAUUGUAUCUAGUCUAUAUACACGUUAGUCUUAUUGGUUACUGUAUCUGCUUGUACUGCUAAGUAUUUAUUGAAGUAGUUCAGAAAGUAACAUGGUGCAAUAUUUUUGUCAUAAAUUCUGUUACGAUUUCCACCACUCCAUUACACACACACACCAUAUUGCUUUUUGUGUUGGGUUAAUCUGUUACAUUUGAUGUAUAUUCAAGCAAAACGAGCAUGUAUUUUUCAAUUGUAUACAAUGCUAAUUUGAUAGUAAGACAGACACUCAGACAGAUAUAUUUGGAACUCCUUAAUUAUGAGAGCUUAAUUUGUUAAGGAAAAUAUGAUUUUUAAAUGUAAUAAAAUAAUGUUAUGCAAAAUA
Molecule: messenger RNA, 13852 nt
Organism: Coregonus sp. 'balchen'
Lineage: Eukaryota; Metazoa; Chordata; Actinopteri; Salmoniformes; Salmonidae
Source: the annotation of a GenBank genome assembly